Molecule: messenger RNA, 2682 nt
Organism: Petromyzon marinus (sea lamprey)
Lineage: Eukaryota; Metazoa; Chordata; Hyperoartia; Petromyzontiformes; Petromyzontidae
Gene: UBE2Z
Product: ubiquitin conjugating enzyme E2 Z
Biological process (GO): negative regulation of apoptotic process
Cellular component (GO): nucleus
Molecular function (GO): cysteine-type endopeptidase inhibitor activity
Source: RefSeq, a predicted model, not a curated record
GCGGUACGCCGCGCAACCCCCCCCCCCAGGUAAGAUGGCCGCGGCGAGUCGCACCUCGCGCGUGCUGGGGCCCAGCCAAAGGCUGUGCGGUGUGCCGCAGUCAGGUCGCUUCUGAAGCAUGUUAAUAAGCUCCGUGGGCUUUACCUGGUUCCCCACUCGAGUGUCCAGACCACCCCCCCCCCUCCUCGACUCCCCCUGCCUGUGUUCGCACGCCGGACUCCGAACCGAACCCAGGUCGCCGUCUCGAGGCCGCGUCCACCCCGGGGGGUGGUGGCGGGGGGGUGUGGGUGUUCAUUCCUUCAGCCCGCGUGGUGGUGAAGGAGUGGUGAGGGACUUGGGGAGGACUCGCUUGACGGAGGGAGAAAGGACGACGACGAGGAGGAGAGAGAGAAAGAGAGAGAGAGCGCCAUGGCAGAGGCGCCCCCCGUGGGUGAGGGCCUGAGCUCGGCGGCCGCGGUGCCGCUACCCGAGGGGGUGGACGGGCUGGCGCAGAGCCUCCAGGGCGGAGGUGGCGCCACGUGGGACCCGAGCCAGAGCAAGGACUGGGACACUGAGCCCGCUUCUUCGGCCUGCCUGCUGCGGAUCAAGAGGGACAUAAUGAGCAUAUACAAGGAGCCUCCUCCCGGAAUGUUUGUGGUGCCUGACCCAGAAGACAUGACUAAGAUCCACGCGUUGAUUACUGGGCCAUUUGACACCCCUUACGAGGGUGGCUUUUUCCUUUUCCUGUUCCGCUGUCCACCCGACUACCCAAUCAAACCUCCCCGUGUCAAGCUACUCACCACGGGCAGCAACACAGUGCGCUUUAACCCCAACUUCUACCGCAAUGGCAAGGUCUGCCUGAGCAUCCUCGGGACGUGGUCGGGUCCUGCAUGGAGCCCAGCCCAGAGCAUUUCAUCUGUUCUGAUCUCAAUACAGUCGCUUAUGACAGAAAACCCAUACCACAACGAGCCAGGCUUUGAACAGGAACGGCACUCGGGAGAUAGCAAGCGCUACAAUGAGUGCAUCCAGCACGAGACUAUUCGUGUGGCUGUGUGCGACAUGUUGGAGGGAAGGUGUCUUUGUCCCGAUGCCUUACGGAGUGUCAUGGAAAAGUCUUUUCUUGAGUACUAUGAAUUUUAUGAAACCGUGUGCAAGGAAAAGGUGCAUACGCAAGGCCAGGCAAUGCAGGAUCCUUUUGGGGAGAAGCGCGGCCACUUUGACUACCAGGGCUUGCUGGUCCGCCUCCAGGCAGUGCGGCAGCGGCUACACAUCCGGCUGGAAGAAAAGCUUUCCGAUCCCGACUCGGAUUCCAGCACAAGCAGCGCGGGCACAGAGAGCGAAGCUCGCAGUGUGUCCUAGCCUGGGGCUUUGGGCCGCACUCGCUACCUGCUUCACAGGCACUUCCCCGCACCUCGAGGGUUUUUGGCUUGAAAAGCAAAGACCGGAAAACUACCGACGCUGGGCAAAGACAUCUGUGAUUAAAAAAAGGAAAAGCAUGAUUUCAUAUAGUUUCAUUAUUGUUAACCUGCAUUGUUGGCUUUGAAAAUCGAAACUCUGGACGUGUGUUAGUGUGUGCCCAGAGCAGUUGCUUUGGGACAAGUCGCGCACUGAACCAACUACAUUCCCAACUCAAGCAGCACUGAAGCUCCUACCAUUCAACUCGCCGCACAUUCUAUUUUGGUGUUGGCAUUAAAUAUGCAUCUCUUUACCAAUCUCGCAAUAAUUGCAGAAGUGUUGAGGUCGGGGUCCACCAAUUUUAAAUGUAAUAGAAAAUUAUGCCCUACAUGGAGUAUCCUGCUAUGAAUGUAAUCUACAUUAUUUAAUGACAAUUAGAUGUAAUGUUUUAGCGGCACCAACAGCAAGACAUGCACUAGACUUACCCUGUGUUAAUGCACAUACCAAGUUUGCAAGUAAUCCUGUACAGCUUGGAAAGGAGCUUUAAAGGGGAAAAGUCAAUGUCAAUCACUGAAGCAGCUGCACACUCUUGAAACCACUCUACAUUUACACAAGGGAGCAGCCCCAUGAAGACUCCUAUAAUUAAUGGCACUGCAUACUUUUUUCUUAAGACAAAACCACAGCUUGGGUGUUGUCCAAACUACAAGGUGCACUUGCAACAAUUGUGGACGUUGGUAAAAGUAAUCAUUUAAAUGGUCCGUAUAUGCCAUAUUUCUUUUAGACCAUAGACCACAUCAAUUGUAUUCGUAUGCAAGUCAUAGUAAACCGCUGGUAAUUGUCGCACGUGUGAACACUGCUUUUAAGUUGUUCAUCAAUUGGUGACUGAGAAUUUUGGAAAUUGCUGACAUCUGCAGUGAUCUGGUAAUUUCUCCAGGUGUUUUCAGUUGCACUGAUGGUAAUGAAAUCCCUGUAUUCAUUGGCUUGUGCAAGGCUGUAAAGUUUUGCAGAGCAAGCUUGUACAUCUGGGAGUAAGGUCAAUGCAAAUAUUGUAAAUAUUGUAUUUCUUGUUUAGUCUUGAAAACCACAAAUUAUGAACCAAAUGUAUGCAUGUUUCAAACCUUUGCAGCUCCCUUAAAUGCAAGUUUAAGAAAUGGAGACUGGCUUCCUGAUUAUUUUUCUUGCGUGUAAUUUUCUAAUCGCAAAACAUUUAGAACUGCUUCAUGUGCAAAUUCCACUCCGUUAACAUGCCAUUUUCACAAAUCAAUGUCAUGGGCUGUUACUAUAAAAGAUUUGCAGUUUGUAAAAACA